AUGGGCGUGGCAACGGCAGGCCAAGAAGCAGGUGUAUGUGUGCUGGCUACCGUGGUGGCCAUGGCGGCAGCGCAGGGUUACGGCGGUGGCGGCGGCGGCGGCGGCGGUGGCGGUGGCGGCGGGGGGCGGUUCAUCCCCAUCGUGAAGGACGACCGCACGCAGAACGCCUACGGCGAGAACACCUUCGAGUUCGAGGCCGCCAACGGCAUCGUCCGCUACGAGUCCGGAAAAGAAGACAACGGACACGUGCAGGAGGGAGGCUGGAGGUACCAGGCGCCGGAGGGCAUCCCUGUGGAGAUCACCUUCGUGGCCAACCAGGGGGGGUACCAGCCCCAGGGGGCCCUACUCCCCGUGGCCCCGCCUCUUCCCUACCAGAGGACGCAGUCCUUCGGAGGAGCAGCAGGAGGCGGAGGAGGAGGAGGAUAUGCGUGAAUCUGAGAGAGAGCAUUUCUGAUUUCUUGAGGAGCUGGUCUCGUUAAUUUUGUUUCUUCACCGUUAUUCGUCUUUCUUGUUGAUCGCUUUCGUUACUGUAUAUAGAUGAAUUCCCUUUUCAUUAUUGGCUUGGAUUAUUAGAAUAAAGAAGAUAUGUGUA
This is a messenger RNA of Penaeus chinensis, 592 nucleotides long. Its product is annotated as pupal cuticle protein 20-like. Lineage: Eukaryota; Metazoa; Arthropoda; Malacostraca; Decapoda; Penaeidae. The transcript is spliced from 3 exons. Gene Ontology annotation, cellular component: chitin-based extracellular matrix. The record is from RefSeq and is a predicted model, not a curated record. Gene Ontology annotation, molecular function: structural constituent of chitin-based larval cuticle. The coding region runs from base 1 to 432 and encodes 143 amino acids.